AUGGCCCGCUUGGCUGCAGCACUCUGGAGUCUCUGUAUCACCACUGUCCUCGUCACCUCUGCUACCCAAGGCCUGAGCCGGGCGGGGCUCCCGUUUGGAUUGAUGCGUCGGGAGUUAGCAUGUGAAGGCUACCCCAUUGAGCUUCGGUGCCCAGGCAGUGAUGUCAUCAUGGUGGAGAACGCUAACUACGGGCGCACGGAUGAUAAGAUCUGUGAUGCCGACCCUUUCCAGAUGGAGAACGUGCAGUGCUACCUGCCCGAUGCCUUCAAAAUCAUGUCACAGAGGUGUAAUAACCGAACCCAGUGUGUGGUGGUGGCCGGCUCUGACGCCUUUCCUGACCCCUGCCCUGGAACCUACAAGUACCUGGAGGUGCAGUACGACUGUGUCCCUUACAUCUUCGUGUGCCCAGGGACCCUGCAGAAGGUGCUGGAGCCCACCUCCACACACGAGUCAGAGCACCAGUCUGGUGCAUGGUGCAAGGACCCGCUGCAGGCAGGUGACCGAAUCUACGUCAUGCCCUGGAUCCCCUACCGCACAGACACACUGACUGAAUAUGCCUCAUGGGAGGACUAUGUGGCCGCACGCCACACCACCACAUACCGACUGCCCAACCGUGUAGAUGGCACCGGCUUUGUAGUCUACGACGGCGCGGUCUUUUACAACAAGGAGCGCACGCGCAACAUCGUCAAGUACGACCUUCGGACCCGCAUCAAGAGCGGCGAAACAGUCAUCAACACAGCCAACUACCACGACACCUCGCCCUACCGCUGGGGAGGCAAGACCGACAUUGACCUGGCGGUGGAUGAGAAUGGGCUGUGGGUCAUCUAUGCCACCGAGGGUAACAAUGGGCGCCUGGUGGUGAGCCAGCUCAACCCCUACACACUGCGCUUCGAGGGCACGUGGGAAACCGGCUAUGACAAGCGCUCGGCCUCCAACGCCUUCAUGGUGUGUGGUGUGCUUUACGUGCUGCGCUCUGUAUACGUGGAUGACGACAGCGAGGCAGCCGGCAACCGCGUGGACUACGCCUUCAACACCAAUGCAAACCGAGAGGAGCCAGUCAGCCUCGCUUUCCCCAACCCCUACCAGUUUGUAUCCUCUGUUGACUACAAUCCCAGGGACAACCAGCUGUACGUGUGGAACAACUAUUUUGUGGUGCGCUACAGCCUGGAGUUUGGACCCCCAGAUCCCAGUGCUGGCCCAGCCACUUCCCCACCUCUCAGCACCACCACCACAGCUCGGCCCACACCCCUCACCAGCACAGCCUCGCCUGCAGCCACCACUCCACUCCGUCGGGCACCUCUCACCACACAUCCAGUGGGUGCCAUUAACCAACUGGGACCUGACCUGCCUCCAGCCACAGCGCCAGCACCCAGCACCCGGCGGCCUCCAGCCCCCAAUCUGCAUGUGUCCCCUGAGCUCUUCUGUGAACCCCGAGAGGUCAGGCGGGUCCAGUGGCCAGCCACACAACAGGGUAUGCUGGUGGAGAGGCCUUGCCCUAAGGGAACUCGAGGAAUUGCCUCAUUCCAGUGCCUCCCAGCUCUGGGUCUCUGGAACCCUCGGGGCCCUGACCUCAGCAACUGCACCUCCCCCUGGGUCAACCAAGUAGCCCAGAAGAUUAAGAGUGGAGAGAAUGCAGCCAACAUUGCUAGUGAGCUGGCCCGCCACACACGGGGCUCCAUCUAUGCUGGGGACGUGUCCUCCUCAGUAAAGCUGAUGGAGCAACUGUUAGACAUCCUGGAUGCCCAGCUCCAGGCCCUCCGGCCCAUUGAGCGCGAGUCAGCUGGCAAGAACUACAAUAAGAUGCAUAAGCGAGAGAGAACCUGCAAGGAUUAUAUCAAGGCUGUGGUGGAGACAGUGGACAACCUGCUCCGGCCAGAGGCACUUGAGUCCUGGAAAGACAUGAAUGCCACAGAACAGGUGCACACAGCCACCAUGCUCUUAGAUGUCCUGGAAGAGGGGGCCUUCCUGCUGGCUGACAAUGUCAGGGAACCCGCUCGCUUCUUGGCUGCCAAGCAGAAUGUGGUCCUGGAGGUGACUGUCCUGAACACGGAGGGUCAAGUGCAGGAGUUGGUAUUCCCCCAGGAAUAUCCCAGCGAGAAUUCCAUCCAGCUGUCUGCCAACACCAUCAAGCAGAACAGCCGCAACGGUGUGGUCAAGGUCGUCUUCAUCCUGUAUAACAACUUGGGCCUAUUCUUGUCCACGGAGAAUGCUACAGUGAAGCUGGCCGGUGAAUCGGGAACCAGCGGCUCCGGAGGUGCCUCGCUGGUGGUGAACUCACAGGUCAUUGCAGCAUCCAUCAAUAAGGAAUCAAGCCGUGUCUUCCUCAUGGACCCUGUCAUCUUUACUGUGGCCCACUUGGAGGCCAAGAACCACUUCAAUGCAAACUGCUCCUUCUGGAACUACUCAGAGCGCUCCAUGCUGGGCUACUGGUCAACCCAGGGCUGCCGCCUGGUGGAGUCCAAUAAGACCCAUACCACAUGUGCCUGCAGCCACCUCACCAACUUCGCAGUGCUCAUGGCUCACCGAGAGAUCUACCAGGGCCGUAUCAAUGAGCUGCUGCUGUCGGUCAUCACCUGGGUUGGCAUUGUCAUCUUCCUGGUCUGUCUGGCCAUCUGUAUCUCCACCUUCUGCUUCCUGCGUGGCCUGCAGACCGACCGUAACACCAUCCACAAGAACCUGUGCAUCAACCUCUUCCUCGCGGAGCUACUCUUCCUGGUUGGGAUAGACAAGACUCAGUAUGAGGUCGCCUGCCCCAUCUUUGCGGGCCUGCUGCACUACUUUUUCCUGGCCGCCUUCUCCUGGCUGUGCCUAGAAGGUGUGCACCUCUACCUGCUGCUGGUGGAGGUGUUUGAGAGCGAGUACUCACGCACCAAGUACUAUUACCUGGGCGGCUACUGCUUCCCAGCCCUGGUGGUAGGCAUCGCAGCCGCCGUUGACUACCGAAGCUACGGCACCGAGAAGGCCUGCUGGCUGAGGGUGGAUAACUACUUCAUCUGGAGCUUCAUCGGACCCGUCUCCUUCGUUAUUGUGGUGAACCUGGUGUUCCUCAUGGUGACCCUGCACAAGAUGAUCCGAAGCUCAUCAGUGCUCAAGCCUGACUCCAGCCGCCUUGACAACAUCAAGUCCUGGGCGCUGGGCGCCAUUGCGCUGCUCUUCCUGCUGGGCCUCACCUGGGCUUUUGGCCUCCUCUUCAUCAAUAAGGAGUCGGUAGUCAUGGCCUAUCUCUUCACCACCUUCAACGCCUUCCAGGGGGUCUUCAUCUUUGUCUUUCACUGCGCCUUACAGAAAAAGGUGCACAAGGAGUACAGCAAGUGCCUGCGUCACUCCUACUGCUGCAUCCGCUCCCCCCCUGGGGGUACUCACGGUUCCCUGAAGACCUCAGCCAUGCGAAGUAACACCCGAUACUACACAGGGACCCAGAGCCGAAUCCGGAGGAUGUGGAAUGACACCGUGAGGAAACAGACAGAGUCCUCCUUUAUGGCGGGUGACAUAAACAGCACCCCUACCCUGAACCGAGGUACCAUGGGAAAUCAUCUACUGGCUAACCCUGUGCUGCAGCCCCGUGGGGGCACUAGCCCGUACAAUACACUCAUCGCAGAGUCUGUUGGCUUCAACCCUUCCUCGCCCCCAGUCUUCAACUCCCCAGGAAGCUACAGGGAACCCAAGCACCCCUUGGGAGGCCGGGAAGCCUGUGGCAUGGAUACCCUGCCCCUUAACGGCAACUUCAACAACAGCUACUCCUUGCGAAGUGGGGAUUUCCCUCCAGGGGAUGGGGGACCUGAGCCACCCAGAGGCCGGAACCUGGCCGAUGCUGCCGCCUUUGAGAAGAUGAUCAUCUCAGAGCUGGUGCACAACAACCUGCGGGGGGCCAGUGGGGGCGCCAAAGGGCCUCCACCGGAGCCUCCUGUGCCACCCGUGCCAGGGGUCAGUGAGGACGAGACCGGCGGGCCUGGGGGUGCUGACCGGGCAGAGAUUGAACUUCUCUACAAGGCCCUAGAGGAGCCACUGUUGCUGCCCCGGGCCCAGUCGGUGCUGUACCAGAGCGAUCUGGACGAGUCAGAGAGCUGCACGGCAGAGGAUGGGGCCACCAGUCGGCCCCUCUCCUCACCUCCCGGCCGCCCGCCGGCCCGGGGGGGCCAGGGCCCGAGGGUCCGUGGCUGGAGAGAGGAUCCAAACCCUGGUACGUCGACGAACUUCAACUCCUUUCGGACCGGGACUCCAUCCUGGGUCCCCACUCGCUGCCGCGCCAUCUUGUCUCAGGGGUGCUCCAAAUGUUCACGGCCGCUGUCCUCAAGGCCAGGAGUCCCUCAGAGGAGCUCCCGGAAACGCUCACCAGCGGACAAACGGAGGCCAGAGCGCCGCCAUCACGCUUGCCUCUUCAUGCUUUUCACUGAGCCGGAGGGCGGCUUCCAGCGCAGCCCUCCUUGUGCCGCGACAUUAGCCAAUCACAUCUCAGAAGCCUACUGA
Molecule: messenger RNA, 4467 nt
Organism: Cricetulus griseus (Chinese hamster)
Lineage: Eukaryota; Metazoa; Chordata; Mammalia; Rodentia; Cricetidae
Source: RefSeq, a predicted model, not a curated record